CUCUGAGUCUAGGUACUACCGCGGUAUAGGAUACGGUACCCUGGAAUCUGGAUAGGAAGAGACUGCUCGCCUGCAUGGGCGUCAAUAGGCUGAGGAUGCUCGCAGCUCCACAAACAGAGCUCUGACCCUGUUUUGGGGCGCCCUUCUCUCUUGAGCUGCGCGUCACUCAGCUCCACUCAAUUUCACGGCUUCUAAAAAGGGGCAGCGUCCUUAGGCUUUAAACCCGAUUCUUAGGGGUCCCUUAAAUAGCAUCUACGACCGGCGAGCGGGGGUUUUGCCAGCUUUGUACAGCACUUGCUCUCAUUGGGGUGUUUCUAGCAUGUCAUUGGCAAGGAACACCAGACGCUCUUGUCUGUCUGUCGCGGACAGGAUCCUGGUCAGCCUGACAAGGGGGCUUCCCAUUGAAGGGGCUGCUGAACAGGUUACUCUGCAGAAAGCUGACUUCAGCUGAAAAGUUAAUUCAUUCAAGUUAGCCUGAAAGUCUCGCCAGCUCCCUUGCAGUAAUGCUGCAAACACCAUGUAGCUGACCGCAACUAGGCGUGUCUCUGCUACAGUGCUAGUGAGAACAAGAAUGGGCCGGGGAGCUGCUUUGAGGAACAGUUCUGAUAGGAAGAUGCCUCGCUACCGAGGCUCUGGUCUUGCCGUCCUUCUUUUGGCAGUAUGUUGUCUAACCGCUGCAGUAUCUGGUCAGAUUGAUGAUGGGGCGGCGAGCGAAAAAGUCAGUCUUCGAGGGGCGAGCAGCCUAACCCUAGAAAAGGACCACGGCCAUAAACCAGAGCAACUAGGACAACAGGGAAAUUCUCCAGAGUUCCUCACAGAGGCGCUGUCUGCGGAGGCUGCCUCUAGGGUCCCAAGCAUCAACACUGCGAAGGCGCCCCCCCUGAAACCCCGAGUAGCGCCCGUGACGGUAGCCUUUCUGACGGUUCUCAUGGCUCUUGCAACUGGCCUGGGGUCUGUCCCCUUCUUCUUUCUAGACAUGAAGGGGAAGGGUUACGCUGGCAUAUGCAAUGGGAUGGCCUGCGGAGUGAUGCUGGCGGCUAGCUUUGGGCUAUUGCACGAGGGGGAGGCUUAUGGGGGGGCGGAGUGCGUGGUCCUUGGUGUGCUCUUGGGGGGACUGUUCAUCCUUGCAAGCCAGAAGUAUAUGGCCCAAUUUGGUGAGGUUAAACUGAUGUCACUGGAGGGUGUCAAUGCGCACAAGGCCGCCCUCAUUGUAGCCAUCAUGACACUACAUGCUUUUGGCGAGGGGGCUGGAGUGGGGGUUUCAUUUGCGGGGCCUCGAGGGCUUCCGCAAGGGCUGCUGGUGACGAUCGCCAUUGCGGUGCACAACAUCCCCGAGGGUCUGGCGGUCAGCAUGGUCCUCUCCUCGAAGGGCGUCAGCGCACGUCGCGCCAUGCUCUGGAGCAUCAUCACUAGCUUACCGCAGCCGCUGGUUGCGGUUCCCGCCUACAUGUUUGCCGAGACGUUCACCAAGUUCUUGCCGCUGUGCAUGGGCUUUGCCGCGGGGUGCAUGAUAUGGAUGGUCUUUGCGGAGCUGCUGCCAGACAGCCUGGAGGAAGCCAGUCCCACGGCAAUCGCCGCAUCUGCCACCCUCUCCAUCGCUUUCAUGGAGGCUCUCAGCUGUUUCAUGAAGACGUUGGAGCAAGGCCCUGGUUCUCAGAAGCGCUCCCCUUCCACCCCCCUCCUCUGGUCUCUUCUCUUUGGUCUCGGUCCCGCUUUCGGAGGUCUUUUGGCCGUUUUUGCGCAGCGCGUCGCAAAGUUUUCGCAAGCCGGGAUGAUGGGAGGAGCGGCGGGGCUCAUGCUCGCGCUCGGCGCGGCUCGACCAGUACAAUUGCUUUUGGGGGAUCAUCCGCCGUGGCUAAACAUGGUUUUGUUUCUAGGGUUAGGCGCGGUUACGUUCGGGUUAGUGGGUCACUGGGCCGUCGGGCGGGGCGUGCAUAAGAAGACGGACGAGGAAGAGGCGGUGCUCAAGAGUGACGGGAAAUUGUUGGACACGCCGGUUUCUAAAGCGGCCAUGUUAGCGGUGACGGCGAUUUUGAUCCACGCAUGGGUUGAGGGUUUGGUGCUUGGGGUUGCGGCUCGGUUAGCGGAGGGCAACAUCGGUUUGCACAUGCUAGCCCCAGUCGUGCUGCAUAGCUUGCCCCGGGGGGCGGCAGUGGCCGCCAUAAUCGGCGCUCUUAGCAAGAGUCCUCGGGGCGCGUUACUGAGUUCGGCGUUGUCAGGGUUCGCGGGACCGGUUGGAGCCGUUGUGGCGUUAGCACUUGGGAUCAGGCGGUUACAGCCGUUGGAUGAUGUGAUGAUGCUUGCGAGCGGAGCAAUCAUUCUGGGCGCGUGGAAGCACCUGCUGCCAAGGGCUUGGAGGUUAGAUGGAAGAAGAACGCUGGCGGGGCUGUUUGUAGGAGCCGGUUUUGCUGCGAUGAGUUUCUGUGGUACGCAUCUGUUGUGCGCACACACAUUCUUGUGCGUAGCUGCUCCUGAUGCAGUGACUUGACUUCGUUUCGGGUUACUAAUAGUUGGUGUGGAUAGUAAUUUUCUUUUUAAAUUCGUGAAAGCAAAUUUUAACUCAACCUUCUUUUU
Klebsormidium nitens is the source of this 2574-nucleotide messenger RNA. The record is from the annotation of a GenBank genome assembly. Lineage: Eukaryota; Viridiplantae; Streptophyta; Klebsormidiophyceae; Klebsormidiales; Klebsormidiaceae.